GCGGCGGCGGCGGCCCGGGAUCGGGAUCGGGAUCGGCCCCGGGAUCGGGAUCGGCCCCGGGAUGGCGAUGGCGGGGCCGGGGCUGGAGCGGUACCGGCUGGCGCUGCUGGCGGCGCGGGAGGACGUGGGGAACCCCCGGGCUGGGACCGACUGGGCCGUCUUCGGCUAUGAGAAGCACCACGACCUCAAGCUGCUGGAUUCCGGAGCCGGGGGGCCGGAUGAGCUCGCUGGAAAGUUCUCUGCGGGCAGCGUCAUGUACGGGCUGUGCCGGGUCCGCGAUCCCGGCUCGGGCAGCCCCAGGAUCGUCCUGAUCAGCUGGGUGGGGGAAAAGGUGCCGGAACCGCAGCGGGCGGCGUGUGCCGGGCACCUGCCGGCCAUCCGGAGCUUCUUCAGGGAGGCCACGGCCGUGAUCAGCGCCCGCCGCGCCGAGGAGGUGACGCUGGAGGGGCUGCGCCGGGUGCUGGCCCAGCUGCAGCCCCCCGCCCCGCGCCCCCCCAGGAGGACCCCCCAGGACACCCCCGAGCUGGUGGGAACCAACUACCGCAAAACCAACCCGGCGCUGGAGCUGCAGCGCACCCAGCGCGAUUCCUUCUGGGAGCAGGCUGAGCGCGAGGAGCAGCAGCGGAAGGAGCAGGAGCGGCAGCGGGAGCGGGAGCAGCGGCGGCGCUGGGAGCGGGAGCGCAUGGAGGAGGAGCGGCUGCAGGCGGCGGAGCGGGAGCGGCGGCUGCAGGAGCGGGAGCGGCUCAUCGAGGAGCGGCGGCAGGAGCAGGCGCGGCUGGACGCGGAGGAGCGCAGGAAGGAGCAGGAGCGAUGGGAGCAGCAGCAGCGGGAGCAGGAGGCGGCCGAGCGGGAGCGCGGGGCUCGCACCGGGCUCAGCGGGACGGCGGCCGAAGCCGCCAUCCUGGUCUCCCAGCGCGCCCAGAACCCCCGGGAAUUCUUCCGGCAGCGGGAGCGCUCGGGCUCCACGUCCGCGUCCCCCGUGCCCGGCGGCGCCCCCGGUGCCCGCCGGCCCUUCCUGCGGUACCAGCGCAGCCUGACGGAGUCCGCCUUCAUCUUCCGCCGGCCGGAGCCGCUCCAGAGCCCCCCGCCCGGCGCCCCCAGGGGGGCACCGCCCCCCAGCCCCCGCCGGCCGCCGCCGCCGCUGCCCCCCGGCCCCGCGGGGACAGCGACCCCCCGGAGUGCCACCAGCGGGACCCCCGCCAGCCCCACGGGGAGGGACACCCCUCCCUCUGCCUCGCUGGGGACGCCCCCCAGCCCAGCCCGAGCGGGGUCCCCCCAUGCCACCAGCCGUGCGGAGACAGGGACAUCCCAGAGUGCCACCAGCGGCACCCCCGUCAGCCCUGCGGGGACAGGGACCCCAGAAUGUGGCACCCUGGGGACCCCCCCCAGCCCAGCCCGAGCGGGGUCCCCCCUUGCCACCGGCCCUGCGGGGACAGGGACCCCCCAAAGUGCCACCCCCGGGACUCUCCACACCCCCCUGGGGACAGGGACCCCUCCCUCUGCCCCCCCCGGGAGCCCCCCCAGCCCCGUGGUGACGGCCACCCCCCAAAGUGCCACCACUGCCGCCCCCUCCGGCCCCACGGGAACGGGGUCCCCUCCCUCCGCCACCCUGGGGACCCCCAGUUUUGCCACCACCAGCUCAGGGUCCCCCCCUGCCAUGUCUGGGCCCCCUGGCAGCCCCCCCCGCGAUGGGGGGGGUCCCCGCCCGGACUCCCCCCCCUUCCCCAGCCCCCCAGCCUGGGAAUCUCUGGGGCCGCUGCUCCAGGAUGUCCCCAGCCCGCGGGGGGGGUCCCCAACACCCCCGGCCGGGCCCCCCCUGCACAGCCCCGGCCCCCCCCGCCCGGAGCGGGACCCCCAGGAUUUGGGGCGCAAUGGAAUCGGGGGGCACGAGUGGGGAGGGGGCUGGGAGACCCCCUGGGAGCCGGGACCCCCCUCGGGACAGGGGGAGGAGCCCAGCGAGAGCCUCGUCCUGCACAAAGCCACGCCAGGCUUCGCGCUGCUGCUGGCCCGGGACGCCCCCCACCCACCGCUUUUGGGGGGCCCCAGCCCCCCCACCGAGGACGAGGACCUCUCCCCCCACGCUGUGUAGAGGGGGGGGGCCCAGCACCUCCUUUUUGGGGGGAGGGUCCCCCCUAUGGCACCACAGCACCUCCCCCUCACCCCCCAGCACAGCCUCGGCACCCCAAAAGAGCAGCUUGGGGAGGGGGCAGCGCCCCAAGACCCCCCCCCCGCUGGUGGCAGCACAGGGAGGGCACGGACCCCCCCCCCCACUCGGGCACAGGGACCCCCCCACCCCCCCAA
Molecule: messenger RNA, 2301 nt
Organism: Passer domesticus (house sparrow)
Lineage: Eukaryota; Metazoa; Chordata; Aves; Passeriformes; Passeridae
Product: drebrin-like
Exons: 13
Coding region: 62-2089 (675 amino acids)
Biological process (GO): neuron projection morphogenesis; postsynaptic actin cytoskeleton organization; positive regulation of axon extension
Cellular component (GO): postsynaptic membrane; lamellipodium; dendrite
Molecular function (GO): actin filament binding
Source: RefSeq, a predicted model, not a curated record